This is a messenger RNA of Parastagonospora nodorum SN15, 5202 nucleotides long. RefSeq lists its product as hypothetical. The transcript is spliced from 6 exons. The record is from RefSeq and is a predicted model, not a curated record. Gene Ontology annotation, biological process: protein autophosphorylation; phosphorelay signal transduction system. Gene Ontology annotation, molecular function: phosphorelay sensor kinase activity; protein binding; histidine phosphotransfer kinase activity. NCBI's taxonomy places the organism in Eukaryota, Fungi, Ascomycota, Dothideomycetes, Pleosporales, Phaeosphaeriaceae. The coding region runs from base 1 to 5202 and encodes 1733 amino acids.
AUGACCCAGACACCGAAGCCCUCAUCCACGACACCGAGGGACCCCAUUGACACGGCAGCUUCCUCGACACCACGCCCGCCGCUGCAGCGAGUCGCAGCGAGCAACGCCUUCUACUCGUCGCAGACAUCCAUCGCCUCUUCGCACGACGCCGAACCUUUGACAGACCAAGAUGACGAGACCUCGGCCACAGAGAGCACAGAUAUGAGUGAGGACGACCAGGCUGCACAUGGCCGAGGUGGUGCAGCGACAGCAGACCGGCAGGAUGCAUCGCCCGACGAGAUGGAGGUGGAGCGUCUGCGCGCACUCCAGCUGCAGAUGCUGCAGAAACAGCAGCAGCGCGCGCGCCAGCGUGGCCUGCCCAGUGGCAUUGUGCCCAGUGUUGCGGGUGCCCGGAGACCGUCGCCCAUCAAAGAGGAGCCCAUGGCCACCAUGUCGCCCACGCUGGAAGGAGCUUUCAACAGCCCGAGCCCACUUCCCACGGCGCAGACCACUUCGACCGAAUCGACAGAGUCUGCGCGAACAAUCCGUGGAAGCGUACCCCCGACACCUUCAGGACAUGCCCUAAGAACGCCCUCCUAUCCUUUCCCCACUGUCCCGGGCACUCCUCGGUGGGCUUCAACAUUCCACCAGCCAUUCACUAACCUUUCGCCGACCGUGUCCGCUAUUCAUGCGAGGGACUUCAUGGCGCCGUCGGAAAGAAUAGCUUCAGAGACCAGUACCCCUGCCGCCUCGAUGACUCCUUUCGCGCCUGGCCCAAGAACACACCAUAUCACAGAAGCCGAAGAUCCUCGCUACCCAAGUCCCAACCUCUACGAUCUGGUUCUGCGGCUGAACGCCGAACCGGGCCUGCCUGCCUGGUGGACCACCGUUACUGCAAUCAUGCGUGAACACUACGGCGCAAAUCGAGCGACAUUGGCAGUACCAGCGGAUGCCUCAGAUAUUGAGAAUGUGCCCUGGGGUCAGAAGACUACUUACACUGCGACCGCAGAAGAUGGCAGUCCUCGUGCAGCCAUGUACCAAGACCUUUCGCAGCACAUCCGAAAGGGCUCAGUCGAGCAAACUUUAGGCUUUCAACCUGGUGAUGCGCCAGAUAUGCCACCCACACCAUUCAUACCAGAGAGAAGACCAAAGCUCUUCUCUCGUCAUUCUUUCGCCGGACAUGAACGCCAGAAACAACAAGCGUCACCAGAAAGCCCGACCCCAUCCAUGUUGAGUCGUCCGCACGGCCCACUGAGAGCCUCUCCUGCUCCAUCUCCCGCAAUACAGAACGACCCCGAGGACAACCCCUUCUUCUCGACAGGAAAGCUAGACGAGGAAACCUUCAAUCCAUCACGCACACCACAAGACUACACACAGUAUGGUGCAGUUGAAGCGAUUGGUGUUGAUAGAGCCAGCACUGUGACUCAUGUACCUCUUGUCCAUCCCACAUUGUCGCAGGCCAUGCAUCCAAAUGACGCCAACACGCCUUCGCAGACUCCUUCCAUGUCUCGCAGGCAAUCAUCUCAAUCUAUCCCAAGCAGCUCACAGCUCUCAGACGAUCACAUCCGCCGAGCACCGAUUGCCAUCCUUUCAAUAUUGUCGGCAAUCGUUCCUUACCCUCGCAACCUUACAAAUUCCCUGAAGCAUCUUGGACCUCACCUCGCAACGUCUUUCUCCAAUGCCUGGCAAUUUACCAACACCCAGAUGCAAGUGGCCUCCAUCAGGCAGCGGCAGACAACAGGUAGCACUGCUGGUAGCAUUUCUUUAGGCGCGGAUCAGCAUAGCCUGGACGAUCUUCUUCACCUGAAUCUCGAAAAUAUCUCGACCUCAGCAGCUGGAAGUGUCACAAGCCCAUCCGAUUAUUCUGGACGCUCAAGACAUAGCCCUGGCGGGUCAAUCGCAGGAACCCCUGGAUGGGAUGCUUCCUCUCUAGGAUUUUCGAACAAGCAUUCUUUUAGUAGCACGCCUGGUCACAUCACUGGUAGUGAAGCUGUUGAGAGCUAUUUUGAUGCAAGAAAGAAGACAAGUCGCGCGCCCGCUCCAACGUCUGCCACUGCGCAAGAGCAGUACAGUCAAAAGUCGGAGAAGCGGCAUUCAAAGCGUGUCACUGUCAAUCCGAUUGCCGAGAAGAGUGAAGAUGAUGUGCUUACUCCACGCAAUGACAUGACUGCGAAAGAGGAGGGUUCAGCUCAGCAACCUCGUCAACCAACCGGGCCUUCAGAUCGCGGCCAUUCGCUCCUACACUCUUAUGGAGCCGACUUCACGUCCUCGUUUCAGUCACUACCGGCGGCAACCACUCCGGGUGGACGUCCACCCCCGACUCCGGGGCAUGUAAGGAGAGGAUCUAUAACCGAGACUUUUGAUAUGCCACCGCCAUCAGAGUCUCUUCUGCGCACAAUCAUCGAUUCCCUACCUGUGCAAAUCUUCACGGCUGCUCCCAGCACGGGCGCGAUCACAUGGGUCAACUCCAAGUUUCUCAUCUACCGUGGCCAAGACUCUCGCCAGGUGCUCCAGGAUCCUUGGGAUUCGAUCCACCCAGAAGAUCGCAGCUCGUACCUCGAGCAAUGGAACAAAUCCUUACGCACUGGCCAACAACUUCAGCAAAAAGUCCGACUGCAAAGAUUUGAUCAAUGUUAUCGGUGGUUCUACGUGCGUGUUGCGCCAUUAAGGAACAAGCGUCAGCAGAUUGUUCAUUGGAUCGGUACCAAUAUGGACUUCCACGAGCAGCACACGGCCGAGCUCAAUUCGGCCAAGCAACAGGAAACAGCCGCAUCCGAAGCCAAAUAUAGAGCACUGGCUAAUUCUAGCCCCCAAAUUGUUUUCGUGGUGUCUAACAAGCGAGGCAUGACCUUCUGUAACUCACAGUGGAUCACCUUCUCUGGCCAGUCCGAGAGUCAGGCGCUAGUCAGCGGGUUUCUGGAGCACGUACACCCCGACGACGUUAUCAAGUGCAAAUUGCCGGAACUCAGUGAGGAUGGCGCUGUUAAUGUGCCAACUUCUAUGCCUCCGGAACAUGGACGAACGGGAUCGUCGUCAUCCUCCUCUGACGGUUCUUCAGAGACUGAGAGAACAGUCACAAGCCCCAUAGGCCAAUCACCUGAUCGAAUGGACAUGCCUCAGGCGAAAUUAUCCAAGCUAGCAAGCACUGGCAUCCUUCGGGUCACGAAGGAUGCUCAUGGUCGCUCGUCGUAUUCUACCGAAGUUCGGUUGCGCAACAAAGACGGCGAGUACAGAUGGCACUUGGUGCGGAUACUUCUCGAAAAGUCUCUAGCGGAAGACAGCGAAGAGGAGACAUGGUAUGGCACGGCCACCGAUAUCAACGACCAUAAACUGUUGGAACAGACGCUGAAAGAGACUAUGGACGCCAAAUCCAAGUUCUUGAGCAACAUGUCUCACGAGAUAAGAACUCCACUAAACGGUAUCUCUGGCAUGGUCAACUUUCUGUUGGACAGUAUCCUCAAUGCUGAGCAGCUUGAGCACGUCAAUAUCAUCAAGUCUAGCACGGACAGUUUGUUGAAUCUUAUCAACGAUAUCCUUGACUUGUCAAAGGUUGAAGCUGGUAUGAUCAAACUGUCAAUGGAAUGGUUGCACCUACCAUCAUUGAUAGAAGAGGUCAACGAUUUGAGCAUGGGCCUUGCUAUUCAGAAAGGACUUGAGCUGAAUUACCUGGUGGACGAGGGCGUGCCCUCUAUGGUCAAAGGUGACAAAUUCCGCAUACGUCAAGUGCUCCUCAACGUCGUUGGCAACGCCAUCAAAUUUACAUCCAGCGGCGAGAUCUUUGUGCGAUGCAAAGUACAAUCGCCCGAGCGUUCAGGUCCUCUGGGAGACAAUGAAACUGUGGUCAGAUUCGAAGUCAUUGACACUGGUCGUGGUUUUACCGAACAGGAAGCGAAAUUUCUCUUCAAAAGAUUCAGCCAAAUCGAUGCCAGCAGUACUCGACAGCACGGCGGCACAGGUCUCGGGUUGGCAAUCUCGAUGCAAUUUGUUGAGCUACAUGGAGGCAAGAUGGACGCCCGCAGUGUACCUAACAAAGGGUCUACGUUCUUUUUCACGAUCAAAUUCGGACUCCCAACCGAAGAGGAUCAUCCACCGCCUGCUGUAUCAACACCCGGAACACCAGCGAUGGAGCCCGUUAAAGUAAUUGCACCUGUCACGCCACUCACAGUGCAGCCAUCGCCUCUACAAAGAAUUGUGCAUCCCCAGGUCGCAGCCACAGCGCAGCUCAGCUCCAUCUCUCUCGUCUGGCAGUUCCGACCACUCUUUGACCAGUGCGGCACUCACUGGGAAGUCAAGUCUGCGCUCCGAGAGAUCGUCAGCUUCUUCGUUCUUCCAGCAGUCAAGUUCUACCUCGGAAUCCAGUAUCAAUCUCGCACUCCCACCAAAACGGUGGCUGGGCAAGCGAGCAUUAUUGAGGCGCAAAAGAUGAUCGGCGGCGAUAAUCCAGUCCUUUUCACGCACGUUGUCCUCGUCCUCCAUGAUACUGCCGAGGUACACGCAAUUAUGGAUCAGGUCUUCAGCUCCAUAAACUAUGGCAACACUUCGGUUGUGGUAGUUUCGGAUCCAUCGCAGAAGAAAGAACUAAUCAAAGAGGCUCCAGUCUAUGACUAUGAACAAUUGCACAUCGACCGACGACUGCAGUUCAUCUACCGUCCUCUGAAACCCUCUAAAUUUGCAGUCAUAUUUGAUCCCCAAAAAGAACGCGAAUCAAGUACGGACCGCAAUCAAGAUAGCGCCCAGCAGGUUGUUGUCAGCCAGAAGUUGGUGUUUGAGGAGCUCAAGCGACGCGUAGGUGGUAAAGGUCACAAAGUUUUACUUGUUGAGGACAACAAGAUCAACCAGACAGUGGUUCUCAAAUUCCUCGCGAAAAUCGAUGUCGAGACUGAAACAGUCAUGGACGGUGUUCAGUGUACUGACACCGUUUUCGCAAAACCACCAGGCCACUACUCCAUCAUUCUGUGCGAUCUGCACAUGCCGAACAAGGACGGCUACCAGGCAUGCAAAGAAAUCCGAAAAUGGGAGAAGAAGCACGGAUACCGACGCACUCCCAUCAUUGCCCUCUCCGCGAACGUUCUUGGGGAUGUUUAUGCCAAAUGCGCGGAAGCGGGCUUCAACUCGUAUGUGACGAAGCCCGUUGAGUUCAAACAGCUCUCCAUCGUCAUGACGAAAUUCUUGGACCCCGCCGACCCCUCCAAACCUCCCGAAUUCAUGAAGUCGAAGAAAUAG